AUGUCAAUGAAUGUCCACAUGAAGAACAUCAAGUUCACCGUCAAGGGCAAACCACCAGUGUCCAUGGAUCACCUGACCAUCAGAGGCAACAACGUUCGGUAUGUUAUUCUCCCGGACAGUAUUCCUUUGGACACCUUGCUGGUUGAUGAUGCGAAGCGUUUGCCAAAGGCGCGAACCCUGCCCCAUUCAUUCUAUAGAUAUAGAUGGAAAAUCUCCUUCUUAAUAUCCCUUGUAAACCACCGGAACCUGGGAACCGCUUUUUGGGGUGCUUUUAAAAGGUACCCGCUGUUUUAG
Molecule: messenger RNA, 294 nt
Organism: Cladocopium goreaui
Lineage: Eukaryota; Dinophyceae; Suessiales; Symbiodiniaceae
Source: the annotation of a GenBank genome assembly